ACACUGUCUGUUGACUCUCUUCCUCUGCUAUCUAUUCCUUUUCCUCUGUUUCAUCUCUACUUUCAAUUACUUCGUAUCCUCUCUGCAAAUUCACAUCAAUAGCAACAUUAAACUCUCAUUUCAGCUAACAAAUGGCGCCAGCGCGCCACCCAGAUUGGUAUUCACCGGAAACAGGCAUCUACAAAAGCAUGCACUCGUCCGUCCCCCUACCCGCUGACCCAUUUCUGGACGUCGUUUCCUUUGUUUUCUCUCACCGACAUGACGGCCUCUCAGCUUUAGUCGAUUAUUCAUCUGGGCGUUCAAUAUCUUACUCAAAGUUGCCACCUUUGGUCCAAUCCGUGGCAGCUGGCAUCCGCAACAUGGGUGUGUCUAGAGGCGACGUGGUUCUGCUUUUGUUACCCAAUUCAGUUUACUUUCCUAUUGUCUUCCUUGGUGUUCUUUCUUUGGGUGCAAUUGUUACAACCAUGAAUCCGCUCAGCAGCGAACCGGAAAUCAAGAAGCGGAUUCUUGAUUGCGAUGUGCGCUUUGCUUUUACUGAGUUUCAAAAUGCUGAGAUAUUAAAGAAUCUGGGGGUUUCUGCAAUUGGGGUGCCGGUAAACAUGAACUUUGAUCGGACUCAAGUUCAUUUUUCAACAUUUAGUGAUCUUAUUUCUGGUGAUUUUGAUACACCGCCGAAACUCGCGAUUAGACAGGAAGAUCCUGCCACAAUCAUGUAUUCCUCGGGUACAACAGGCGUUAGCAAAGGCGUUGUUUUAUCCCAUGGAAAUUUUAUAGCAAUGGUUGAGCUUUUUGUGCGGUUUGAGGCUUCACAGUAUGAAUAUUCACCUUCAACAAAUGUGUAUUUGGCAGUUCUUCCAAUGUUCCAUAUAUAUGGCCUUUCACUUUUUGUGCUGGGAUUGUUGGCCUUGGGGUCUACCGUUAUUGUCAUGAGGAAAUUCGAUCCCCACGAAGUGGUGAAAGCCAUCGGCAGGUAUAGAGUAACACAUUUUCCUGCUGUUCCACCAAUUCUGAUGGCACUGACAGAGAAAGCGAAGGGUGUUCGGGAAAAUGGCUUAGAGAGCUUGAAACAGGUUUCUUGUGGGGCAGCUCCUUUAAGCGGGAAAUGCAUAGAGGAAUUUCUUCGGGCUUUUCCUCAUGUUGAUUUCAUUCAGGUACUUACAUGCUUUGUAGGGGUGCCAAAAAGCCGCCCGAUAUUAACUUGAUCGUAAUUCAAACUAUAAAAAUGAGUUAAGUUU
Molecule: messenger RNA, 1235 nt
Organism: Rubroshorea leprosula
Lineage: Eukaryota; Viridiplantae; Streptophyta; Magnoliopsida; Malvales; Dipterocarpaceae
Source: the annotation of a GenBank genome assembly